This is a messenger RNA of Leguminivora glycinivorella, 2370 nucleotides long. RefSeq lists its product as uncharacterized. The transcript is spliced from 6 exons. Bases 88 to 1275 code for a protein of 395 amino acids. Lineage: Eukaryota; Metazoa; Arthropoda; Insecta; Lepidoptera; Tortricidae. The record is from RefSeq and is a predicted model, not a curated record.
CUGCGCGCGCACCUCCGCGCCGCGGUAUUCACCAAUCGCGCGCCAGUGAAUUACGAAUGUGUUCUAUUUGACAUUUCCAACGGCAUUAUGUUUUCCUAUAGUAGUUUGUUUAUUUUUGUCAUUUUUUGGAUAUCAGCGGUUUCGCCUAUUGCCGAUGUUGAAGGUGACGAUGAAGUGUUACACUUGAUCGGCGAGCCAGACUUCCGCGACGUGCGGCUUCGAUGGGAGUACGGGCAAGCUGAAGAGGACCAGCCCAAGCUCCUGGCUUUCCAGGUCAACUACUGCGAACUACAGGCCUGGGGCCAGUACCGCUGCCGAACUAAGGUCGUCGAAAACAUAGAAGACGACAAAGCCCGCACCGUGGAGUCAUCGACGACGGCAGCGCCGCGGCGCGGGCGCGCGUACAGCACGCGCGUGACCGGCCUGCGCAUGGCCACCACCUACUCGUUCGAGGUGCGCCCGGUCAGGCGCGACGCGCGCGACCUCGCCGACCCGCACUCCAUCGGCUCCAAAAUCAUCAUCGUGCCGACAAAAGGAUUUUCAGCCCGCGCGACUCAAUGCUUACCUCACGCCAGCGAAGUAGAGGUGUCAACCGGGCCCUACUUCGGCGGUCGGAUCGCCGUGGAGGCCGCGGACGGCGGCAGCGGAGCCGCGGAGCGAUGCUCGCUGCAGGGCAAUCCCAACAGUGCACAAGACGCUUACAUACUGCGGUUCCAUCAUGAUGAGUGCGGCUCUGAGGUCAAUGACACUACAGUCGCUACGUAUGUCAUCGUGCAAGAGAAUCUUCCGAUACUUACACACAGCACAAGACGUUUCCUGGUCCUCUGCACAUACAAGCCAGAGACCCUGACCGUCCGCGCCGGCAUCAACCUGCCCAAGGCCAACCCCGGUGACGUGCUGCUGCACACGAAACCUCACCCCGGCUCUGUGGAGCCUUAUGAUGAUGAUGAUUACAAUGAGCUGCAGCCGCUUAGACUUGAGGCCAGGAAACAGGAGAGUGACCCAAGUAUGUUCGGCGAAGUAUCCCUGGUCAUGUUUUUGGUGGUAGCCGCAUUCGGCGGCAUCGGACUCCUGAUCUGGAAGAUGGUUCCUCGAUCGGACGGCGACGACGUGUCUAUUUCAACUUCGUCUACCUUGUCUCGCAGCAGCAUCUUCGGUAGGAGGAACAGAGACAGAUUCUCCGACGGCACAUCCAUCUACUCCAUCACGUUAUCAGAAAAAGAUGACGAUUACGUCAAGAAACCAUGCGAGGGCGAUAACACAUCAGAAGCUUAGAUAAUCUUGUGUUCGUUUUGCAGUGUGUUUUGAUCUAGAUUGUAGCUAGGUAAUCAUACUUAGUUUUUAUUAUCUAACGGAGAUUUGUGGGAAUACGAGAUGGGACAAACGGAGCCAUUAGGUUUAAUCCUUGUCGGAACAGUUAGUACUCCACCGCAGCGAACUAAUAGCUGAGUAAUUUACAAUUUAUUUGAUAUAAAAUUGUGGCGUUACAUAAUAAACGCAACUGAUUGUUACAGGCGCUUUGGUAUGUCCAAAUGUGACCUCUGUACGACGUACUUAACUUACCUAUUAGUAUCUUGUACAUAGAGGUCAUAAAGAUUUGCCGCGAUACAUGUACCUAGGGGAGAAUCGUAUGGGAAACAAGGUUCGCUAAGAUAUAUUUAUUAAUUUUAAAUUGAUCUAAAAUAAUAAUUAUUUAUAUUUUGUAAUAAUCUAAUCAGAACACAGUGUUAUUUUUUUACUGAGUUAUUUAUAAUUUAUUGAUAAUUAUGGUUUGAUAAAUGAUGAAGUCUCCCCUAAAAUGAAGCAGUGCAAAAAUCAGUUCAAACAAAUGAUUUGUCUAAAAGUACCUGUUUUAGGAUGACUAGAACUAGAUUUACUCAUGGCUAAUAUAAUAGAAAAUACAAUUUAGUAACAAGACUAGGCCAGUACCUAGGCAAUUAAAUCAUUUUUAAGACCUCAUUCCUCACUCAGCUACUGAAUUUUACUAUGUUUACAGAUUUGCAUAACCAAAUACAAAAUAAUUAUAAUAAUAAGUGUGUGAUCUGCUUAAAAUAACGCUUACCUUAUAUUAUACGUCUAUCAAUUUAACCCUUGGUUCCCCGAUGUCUAAAGGCGUAGAAGAAAAUCAUAUCGUACCCAAAGAGCUAAUUUUGAAAGCAUGAUAUUGGCUGAAUCGGCUUGCUUAUUGUAUAAAUCUACGAUUUUUAGAUAUCAAAGGAUAAAUAAAACAUAAUUAGUGUGUGUAUUAUGGACUGAAUAAACCAAGAAUUUAACACUUUCUUUGGUUUUAACUUUAAGACUUUCAUCUUAUUUAGGCUAUUUAAAUUAGUUAUAAGUGAAACCAGUGUGAUGAAUAAAAACAAUACAAAA